Cynoglossus semilaevis (tongue sole) is the source of this 618-nucleotide messenger RNA. RefSeq names its product RNA pseudouridylate synthase domain-containing protein 2-like. Gene Ontology annotation, biological process: enzyme-directed rRNA pseudouridine synthesis. The annotation marks the transcript as partial. NCBI's taxonomy places the organism in Eukaryota, Metazoa, Chordata, Actinopteri, Pleuronectiformes, Cynoglossidae. Gene Ontology annotation, molecular function: pseudouridine synthase activity; RNA binding. The transcript has 2 exons. The record is from RefSeq and is a predicted model, not a curated record.
UCCACCCACUCUCCACAGAACAACGACCUCUUAAAACACACUGUCCACCGCCAUGAGCCCCCAGUGGUGGGCAGACCUCUGGAGGUUCUGGUUGAUGACGGUGAGGUGCUCGUGGUGGACAAGCCCGCUUCCAUCCCAGUUCACCCCUGUGGCCGAUUUCGCCACAACUCGGUCAUUUUCAUACUUGGGAAAGAGCAGGGCAUUUCUGAGCUCCACACCGUCCACAGGCUGGACAGGCUGACCUCCGGAGUUCUGCUGUUCGCUAGGACAUUGGAGGUGUCGAAGAAACUGGACCAGAUGGUCAGAGACAGACAGCUUGAGAAGGAGUAUGUGUGCCGAGUGGAGGGGGAGUUUCCAGAGGGUGAGGUGGUCUGCGAGGAGCCCAUUCUGGUUACGUCGUUCAAAAUUGGCUUCUGUCGCGCGGACCCCAAGGGAAAGGACAGUCGAACCGUCUUCAACAGACUGAGUUUCAACGGCAAAACCAGUGUUGUCCGCUGCUUACCACUGACCGGCCGCACUCACCAGAUCAGGGUCCACCUGCAGUACCUGGGCUUUCCCAUCCUUAGCGAUCCCAUCUAUGGCUCCUCAGCCUGGGGUCCUCACAGGGGGAAGGGAGGG